Messenger RNA from Pocillopora verrucosa, 1169 nucleotides. RefSeq lists its product as uncharacterized. The record is from RefSeq and is a predicted model, not a curated record. NCBI's taxonomy places the organism in Eukaryota, Metazoa, Cnidaria, Anthozoa, Scleractinia, Pocilloporidae.
GUUAAAUAAGUCACGAAGCAUCGAGGAUACCGUUUACCAAAAGACUAUAAAUAUGCUUCUAAUCAUUUCGUUGACCAUUCUGGCUCGGUUGAAUUCCGUCCCGAUCAGUUAAGAGGUGGUCAGUCAGCCAAUCGAUUGCAGAGCAUCGACAGGAAGUCAAAAUUAUGAACGUGUAUCACUUGCUCUUCUGUGGCAUCUUUGUACCUAGUGUCCUUGGACAAACGAGGUUCGGUUCCCACAGUUAUACCAAAUAUGAACCUGGUGACAUGAAUAUCAUCAUAACCGCUUCUCACGGGGGGAGGCUGACUCCCUUAAGUCAGGCUAAUGGUGACGACUGGCCAGAUAGGAAGAAUGGCUGUAAAGAUGAAUUCGAGAACUGUAUCUAUACUCACUCAUGCUCUUCAGCUAAUAAAGAUUGCCCCGCCAGAACAUUGAGAGAUAGAAACACCAAAGAAAUUGCUCAAGAUCUUGCAGACAAAAUCAAGGAAAUUACAGGUACUCGGCCACAUGUUGUGUACAACUUGCUGAGGAGAUCAAAACUGGAUGCCAACAGAGAAAUCAAUGAAGCAACUUUGAAUAUCCCAGACGCAAUUACAGCCUAUAACGACUACACCAAUUUUAUCAGCCAAGCAAAAUUGGCCAUUCCAGGGCGUGGCUUUCUCUUAGACAUCCACGGCCAAACACAUCAACCUGAGAGGACGGAGCUGGGAUAUCUCAUUUCCAAACUCCGGCUCGUGCGCAAAUCCUACAACAUGAAGUACACUUCCAUCAGAAGCCUUGGGGAAUACUGGUGUAAAGGCAACAACACUUGCUUUCAAGAUUUCGUCCAAGGAAAUCGAGGUCUUGGAUAUUUUAUGAAUCAAGAAGGACUGGAUGCUGUACCCUCACCACUUGACGAGGACCCAGAGGGGGAAAAAUUUUUCUCUGGCGGAUAUACGACCAGGCGCUACGGAUCAAGAUAUGGAGGGAAAAUUGACGCCAUUCAGCUGGAACUGCCGAUAGGGGUUCGUGACAAGUGGAAUGGUGAUGAUGCUUUGAAAAAUGCUUUCGCAAAAGCUAUCGUCCAAUUUUAUCAGACGAAUUACGACGCGUAAAAAAGCUGAAACGUUUUGUUUCGUGUAAUUUGUAAAAGGAUCCUUCCGUGAUUAAUAAACUCCUUAUUUACACUA